CAAUUUCUGUCUCUGGGUUUUUAUUAAAUCAUGCUACACACAUACACAAAGGAUUUUAUGUGGCCAUAAAGAAAAAUGAAAUCAUCAUCUUUGCAGGAAAAUGGAUAUGACUGGAAACCAUUAUGUUAAGCGAAGUAGCUCAGAUGUCUCUCCUCUGAGAACUUUAAUUUCAUAACUGUGUACAGACAUAGGGAGCUCUGGGUAUAGGACUUGAAACUAAGAAGGGGCAAUGGGAAGGGGAGGAGAGAGAUCAUAAAGAAGGGCUGGGGAGGGGAAGGAAAUAGACUAAAUGUGACAUGAAAUCACGGUAGGAGCGUCUCACCAGGGAUCGGCGAGAGAAGGAGGGGAGGGGGAACGAUCGGUGAAACAACAUAAAGCAUGUAUGAAAAUCCCAUAACGAAACCCAUUUCUUUGUAUGCAAUUAUUUUGUUUCUUUGUUUUUCGAGACAGGGUUUCUCUGUGUAACAGUCCUGGCUGUCCUGGAACUCACUUUGUUGCUCAGGCUGGCCUCUAACUCACUGAGAUCCACCUGCCUCUGCCUCCCGAGUGCUGAGAUUAAAGUCACCUACGGCUCUGCUCUCUGAGAAGUCACGCUGACUCACCGGCUCUAGCUGUGAUGUUCUGCUGUCCAUCUUGCCUGCCGGAACAGCUCAACCCAGGGUCUUCCUGAAGUGGCGACCACUCCAGCUGGCAGGGGUAGAAAAUGGUACCAGUCAGGCCGGAGCCCUGGGAGCCCACAGUCACAGCUGCAAGAUGGAGGAACCCACUCCCGAGCCAGUCUAUGUGGAUGUGGACAAGGGGCUGACCUUGGCUUGCUUCGUUUUCCUCUGCCUCUUCCUCGUCGUCAUGAUCAUCCGCUGUGCCAAGGUCAUUAUGGAUCCUUACAGUGCCAUUCCCACGUCUACCUGGGAGGAGCAGCACCUGGAUGACUGAGUGUCACGGUAUCCUGGGAUGCCCCUCUUCACACCCUGGCCGAGACCCGACAAGCACUUGGAGGCUGGGAGUGGCUAUGACCACUCAGAGACGGAGACGGCUCGCUUUCACCUUAUUGGUUCUCGCAUGACCGCCAGAGGGAAAUGCCAGCAUGCUGGAGGCAAGGCAGUUUGGGGAAGCCUGGGAAGGAUGCUAAGCCAUGACUCAGGCAAGUGGGGUCUGUUCUGGGACUCCACUGGGAGACUUCAGGGUGACGGUCCCCUGUCUAGGCUCCUGCGCAUCUUUGGAAAAUGAACAAAGAAUAGAUACUCUGGUCUGCAAACAGUGGUCGGGGGAGACUGCCCUUCAAAUACACAGCGCAGAGAGAGGCUGCUGAGAGCCCAGGAUCUUACCCACAACCUAGCAGCCGAGGGGCAGGAAGAACGGAAAAUUCAGGGGGCUUCUCCUGCAAAUUCUCACAAGGCACACAGUUACUUCCAAACAGUGUUUCUUUUUUAACUAAAAUAUAGAGGGAUAUAUUUUUCCUGUUAAGAAUGAGAUGUGCAUUUUAGACACUUGGGGAAAUAUAGAAGAAAUAUAAAUAUAAUAAAAGAAAAGUACAACUAGAAGGAAGGGAUGUGAAGAGCACUUAUAAUCCAACUUCCCAGAAGCCAUCAUUUUGAUAUACUUCUCCAAGACUUUUUUACAAGAAAUUUUUUUAGUAAUUCACACCAUAUGCAUGAUGCUGCAUUGAUUCAUACGACAGCUCAACUACCUUCUGCCUCUCAAGAUACCAUGGUUGGUUUCACUGACUGAAGAGUGUACUGUCUAGGUCACGACUGAAUAGAGUCCUUUUCUUUCUCUUUAACAUUCGCACAAUGUUCUCACCCAAAUCACUUCACCCAGCGACCUUCAGAAGCUCUGCAUCCCAGGAGCUCCAGGCAAGAUCUGGGUUCUAGUCCUGCUUCAGCUACUCAAAGGUUGUACGAUCUUGAGAAAGUCACCUCCCCUCCAGGUACCUCAGUUUCACCAUUGUAAGAUGAGAAGGGGGAGUCUGCCUGCCUGUCAGGGAAAGCAGCCAUGCUACGGCGGGAGCUGAGACUAGGCUGCUGGUGAUCACUCUUCUCUGGUCUUUCCUUCAUCCUCUUCCUUCACCCUCUUCUCCCACACACACUGUCACCGACAUCUAUGACCUUGCUGCAAGGGUUCUAGGUCAGAGCCCACAUCCCCCUCCCAGCCUCCACUCCCAUGUUCUUGUUAUAUGACCCCCUAAAUAAAUCAGCACCUGUGAGCGCCA
Arvicola amphibius (Eurasian water vole) is the source of this 2209-nucleotide messenger RNA. It is a transcript of the gene Ctxnd1, whose product is annotated as cortexin domain containing 1. The record is from RefSeq and is a predicted model, not a curated record. NCBI's taxonomy places the organism in Eukaryota, Metazoa, Chordata, Mammalia, Rodentia, Cricetidae. The transcript is spliced from 3 exons. Bases 754 to 933 code for a protein of 59 amino acids.